CGGCCCCUCAAAGCUGGCAGUUAACCAGCCACACUCCAAAUCAUCACAGUAAUGCCACAGCAGAUAUUUUGAGAUCUCAUUAUUAUUAUUUUUUUUCUUCGUCAAGUUAAUUUCGGAUAAGCUCUACAGAGAUACUGUGCGUCUCUGCCGACCCACGCUCUCGUCGCAAUGGCCGACGAUGGAUCCCGCCUCUCACUGUCCAACUCGCAGCUGCUCUCGUCCCCCGGCUCACCGCGUCCCCCAUCAAAGCUGUACUCGCAGACAUACAAAAAUGCAUCGAAUUUGUUCCUAACACGUCGACUACCGGAGGCUCUAGCUGCCUUGGAUCCGGUCAUCAGUGGUCCUCCGCCGGCGGCGGUGCAGGACGAGCCAUCUAGCGAUGAGGCUGACCACAGCUCACCGCCUGCUCUGGCGGCCAUCGCGACGGCUCCCAGCUCGAUGAGAAUCAAGGUGUGGAAUUUGUACAUCACGAUCCUCAGCGGGAUAGUCGAUCUGGGGGCCGAGGAGGGCAAGAAUGCGCUGGGCCAGAAGGAGUGGAAGGCGCUCGCGACAAGCGUGCGCGACGGUGAGAUCUGGGAAAGGGUCGUGCAGACGGGGUAUAGGGGGCGCGAGGGUUCGGUGGACGCGGAGGUCGUGUACAGUCUAGGAACAAUGCUUCUCAAGCAUUCGCCGACCCAGACCUUGAACCAGCAACGACUGGAGACAUACCUCUCAUCAUACGGACAGCCGAACCUUGACCUUGCAGAACAACAGCUGUACAGUCCGUCGCCAUCGGGCACGAACCAUGGCUACCAGCCGGGAACCGACACGCCGAAGGACCUCGCCGCUCGGGUGAAACUGAUCGAGCUGUUUACGCUGCACGUGCUUCCGUGGAACGGGGAGUGGGAAUAUGCACGAGUGUUCAUUAAAUUCAGUGAAGUCUUGGACGAAGAGCGUAAAGAACUCUUCCUGCAGACGCUGGAGGGCCUCAAGGAAGAGAAGGAGAGGGGGGAAAUGCGGGCUGCCGAGCUGCAGCGACAGAGGGAUGCACAGCUCGAGCAAGAGAUGCAAGAAGUAGAGCUUCGGAGGGUGGAAGAAGAAGCUGCGGCGGCGGCGGCGGCGGCGGCAGCAGCUGCUACUGCUGCUGCCGAGCAAAAGAAACACAAGCGCGCGAGUAGCGAGGUUGACUACGGGAUCGAGAAGAAACAUCCGAACGGCAGCAUGAGGGGUCGACCUCGAGCAGAGAAGACAUCCGACGAUGCAUCAGUGCCAAAGCCCUCGACCGGACGAGGUAGCUCUUCGAAAAAUACACGGAAAACAGAGAAGAAAUCGCCGCCCUCGAAGACGCAACGGGUGCAGGUCCUCGUCAACGCACUGCGCAACCUCCUCCGACACCUCACACAAACGGUGACGGCGAACCCGCUGGCAGUGCUGCGGACGGUGCUGUUCACGCUGGCGCUGCUUCUGGCGCUGAGCCGGCGGGAUGUGCGCGACCGCAUCCGCCGAAUAGCGGGGACAGGGUGGCAGAAGGUGCGGGGGACGGUGGGCAUGGGGGUGCGAGUGAGCUAUAUCUAGAGUCGGGGUUUGGAUGAAUGUAGAUUAUUUUGGGUAUAUAUAACUACCUAGGUACUUGGUAGGUACUGAGUAGUCAUCGUUAGCUGUCAAUUGCACGCCGAUACAUAUCCUUACCUAGUAUCUACUAGGCAGUUAGUUAACUAUGGAGGUAAUAGACUGAGUAUUCAUGAUUUGCCACAGAUAAGAAAAGGAG
Messenger RNA from Penicilliopsis zonata CBS 506.65, 1747 nucleotides. RefSeq lists its product as hypothetical. Lineage: Eukaryota; Fungi; Ascomycota; Eurotiomycetes; Eurotiales; Aspergillaceae. The record is from RefSeq and is a predicted model, not a curated record. The coding region runs from base 169 to 1554 and encodes 461 amino acids. The transcript is spliced from 2 exons.